AUGCCACCCAAAAAAGCCCAAGAUGGCCCACCCAAAAAGAAAGCCACAGUCGACGACAAGACCUUCGGCAUGAAGAACAAAAAAGGCGGCGCCGCAAAAAAACAAAUCUCCCAACUACAAGCCCAAGCCAAAUCGAACAAAACCCCCGAAGAAAAGCGCAAAGAAGCCGAAAAGGAACAGCGCGCCAAAGACAAGCUCGCCGCAGAAAAAGCGCAAGCUGAAGCCGCGGAACUCUUCAAACCCGUCCAAGCGCAGAAAGUACCGUUCGGCGUCGACCCCAAGACCGUCCUAUGCGAGUUCUUCAAGAAGGGCACGUGCGAGAAGGGGAGGAAGUGUAAAUUCAGCCAUGACCCCGAGGUGGCGCGGAAGGGGCAGAAGAAAGAUCUGUAUCAGGAUGAUCGGGAAAAGGAGAGGGAGGAGAAGGAGAAGGAUCGGAUGGAGGAGUGGGAUGAGGAGAAGUUGCGGAAGGUGGUGUUGAGCAAGCAUGGGAAUCCCAAGACGACGACGGAUAAGGUGUGCAAGUUUUUCAUACAGGCGAUUGAGGAGGGGAAGUAUGGGUGGUUUUGGACGUGUCCGAAUGGGGGGGAUAAGUGUAUGUAUCAGCAUAAGCUGCCGCCGGGAUUCGUGAUAAAGACAAAAGAGCAACGCGCCCUUGAGAAAGCCGAAAUGCUCAACUCCCCACUCGCGACGCUCACGCUCGAAGACUUCCUCGAGUCAGAACGGCACAAACUCACCGGCACCCUCACGCCCGUCACGCCCGAGACGUUCGCAAAGUGGAAGCAAGGCCGCCUCGACAAGAAAGCGGCCGAGAAGCAAGCGAUGGAGGCGAAGGAAGCGACGGGUAGAGCGAUGUUUGAGGCCGGUGGGAAGGAGACGGAGAGGUUACGGCAGAAGAAGGAGGAGGAACGGUUGGCGAAGGAGAAUGGGAUGACGGUUGAGGAGGUGAGGGAGAUGAAUGGGACGGCUGAUGACUACAACGGGACAGCGAAUGGGGCGAAUGGCGACGCUGAUGGUGACGAGGGGACCGGCGGGCAAGGCUGA
Cyphellophora attinorum is the source of this 1041-nucleotide messenger RNA. RefSeq names its product Translation machinery-associated protein 46. Gene Ontology annotation, cellular component: cytosol. Gene Ontology annotation, molecular function: metal ion binding; mRNA binding. The record is from RefSeq and is a predicted model, not a curated record. Gene Ontology annotation, biological process: cytoplasmic translation. NCBI's taxonomy places the organism in Eukaryota, Fungi, Ascomycota, Eurotiomycetes, Chaetothyriales, Cyphellophoraceae. The transcript has 3 exons. Bases 1 to 1041 code for a protein of 346 amino acids.